Molecule: messenger RNA, 6049 nt
Organism: Thrips palmi
Lineage: Eukaryota; Metazoa; Arthropoda; Insecta; Thysanoptera; Thripidae
Gene: wwk
Product: anoctamin-8
Exons: 19
Coding region: 172-3537 (1121 amino acids)
Biological process (GO): chloride transmembrane transport
Cellular component (GO): plasma membrane
Molecular function (GO): chloride channel activity
Source: RefSeq, a predicted model, not a curated record
AGCUAGCAGAAGACAAGUCCGCAGUAGACAUUGACGGCUCCGCGGCUUUCUGCUGUCAAUGUGCGCUUCUUGAAGCGACGAAUUCCGAAUGAUCUCAAAAGAACUGGUUAAGUUACCGAUUCUGUCGGUCAGGCACUUUUCCUGAGUCACCUGAUCGGGUUUCUCAGCAGAAUGGAAGAAGAACAGGUUAGUUUUGAAGAAAAGGAAGAAGGUGGUGUGGGCCCGUCUGCGGUCUUGCGACAACGGAAAAUCAUUUCAAGCGCCAAAGAAACCUUCGAAAAUGCCUCUAGGAUGCUUCGAAGGAAAAUCCCACAAACUGGUCAUUUGAUGACUCCUCGAAGAUUGUGGAUACAAACAGUUCCCACUCAGGAAUGCGAUGUGGUCCUUAUGUUUCCACCGGGCACUGCUGAUUCUACAUUGAUGUGGUUAUUAUCUCGCUUAAGAGCGGGCACUCUUGUUGCUCAUGUCAGGCAUCAUUCAUCAUCGGACAGCUAUGGAUUUUAUCUUACUGCUCCCUUUAAUGUAUUGUUGAAAGCUGCUGAGGAGAUUCAUCUUCCAAAGCCCCUCAAAGCUGAAUAUGGAGGAGGGUUGAAGGAGAUAGUUCAGGCUGAUAUCGGCAGCUUUGAAGGAACAGAAUGUGAAGAAAACUUUUUUACCUCUCAUGAAAGACAAACCCUUGUUCUCCACCUUCUCCAUUCCCUUCGGGCUGGACCAGCUGAGGCAGCGGCUUCCGAUAUCUUUGGGAAAUUACGCUUAAUUGAAGGACAAGCUAUUGUGCCAAAGUGCCUCUCAGCAGGAGUCAUUUCUCAAGUUUUCCCUCUUCAUGAUCUUCCAUCACUUCAGCAACUACAGCAUUCUUGGGUUCGAGCAUUCCUGAGUCUACAACCUCUAGAUGCCAUCUCUGAAUACUUUGGUGUGAAGAUUGCCAUGUACUUUGCAUGGCUGGGGCACUACACUGCAGCGCUUCUUGUUCCUGCAUUCGUUGGAUUCAUGUUCUGGGUGGGAUUCAGUGGACGUUCUCAACAUGCUCAAGACGUUGGAUAUGUACUGUUUUCUUUCUUCAACGUUUUAUGGGCUAGCAUUUACUUGGAAGCCUGGAAGAGAUAUUCAGCAGAGUUGGCAUAUCGCUGGGGAACACUUGAUCAGCGAGAUGAACUUCUUGUGGAACCAAGACCCUUGUACACGGGGGUGUUGGAGGUGAGUCCAGUGACAGGGAGACUGGAACCCUAUUACCCUCCAUGGAAAAGACAUGUUUUUCGCUGGUUUGUAAGUGUACCCAUCAUCGGCUUGUGCCUUGCUAUUGUAUUCUUCGUCAUGAUUGUGAUACUCCAACUCCAGGAUUGGUGGGAUAAGCGCAUCGAGUCUAAUGGCUAUCCCUUUUGCCUGAGCUACCUACCUAAAAUUCUUCUCGCUGUUGUCAUCAGUGUUCUUGAUGAAGCUUACUAUAAAGUUGCUUGCUGGCUAAAUGACAAAGAGAACUACAGACUUGACACGAAGUAUGAAAAUCAUCUCAUCGUGAAAGUGGCUUUGUUUCAGUUUGUGAACUCCUUUCUUUCACUCUUCUACAUUGCCUUCUACUUACAAGACCAGGAGAAGCUGAAGGAGCAAUUGGCCGCAUUAUUAAUAGCUCGCCAGGUGAUUGGCAAUUUAAAGGAAUCAGCAUUUCCGUACAUUCUUGAGCAGCUGCGACUAGCGAAGCUGAGCUUCGACUUAUUUGGGGCACUAAGUCCAUCCGUUGAGAACAAAAACCCUCCAAGUGCUGAACCUGAUUCACAAAUUGGACAAUCAUCUGAAGUUGACUCGAACAAUGGCGUUUAUGAAGAAGGGCGAUCAGGUCAUGGCAAUAGAAAUGUCAGUCAGGCAGAACUUGAGAGUGCACUUUACAAGUACAAUGGCACAUUUGAUGAUCAUUUGGAGCUCUUCAUUCAACUUGGAUACGUUGUUCUCUUUUCAUCUGCUUUCCCAAUGGCUGCUACCUGUGCUUUAAUAAAUAAUCUCAUAGAAAUACGAUCAGAUGCUUUUAAACUGUGCUUCAUUUUUCAAAGACCUUUUGGGCAACGUGUUCCAAACAUAGGGACUUGGCAGAAUGCCAUGGAUAUGAUGGGAUUCAUAGCUGUUCUGGUAAACUGUGCUUUGAUUGGGCUCUCUGGACAAGUCCAUCGAAUGUUUCCAGAAAUGUCAACAACUCAGACAAUACUUCUCAUUGUUGCUCUUGAGCAUGGCAUGCUGGUCAUGCGGUUCUUAAUUACGUGUGCUAUCCCUGAUUUACCAAAAUGGGUGGCCAUAGAAAUAGCUAAAGUGGAAUUUGCUCGACGAGAAGCUUUAAGGAGACUAUCAUCUACGGUUCAAACGCCUGCCCCGGAAUCAUGCUCAUCUCAGCCAAGCACUUACAUUGGAAGUUUGUGGCACAGGUUCAUGGUCUCACCUGCAGCCCACGGUAGUCAGGAAGGGUCUGAAGAUGAAGCCCCUCAUAGUGCCAGUAGAACGAACACCCCUCCAGCCUCUCGGUCGUCCAUCUCUGGCAUUUCCUGCCGAGAGCGGGAGGACGGGCGGGACGGGCCGUCCUCCAGGGGAAGCUCGCCCAUUUCCAGCGGCAAAAUGUCUGCCACCCUCGCCUUGGAAGAGAGUAUCCUGGAAGCGAGUCGGCGGCACACUCCAGACAAAUCGUCCCCAGCAAGCACCAGUCGCAUGUCUGUUUCUAGUGCCCGUCGGUCGCAUGACUGGGCGGAGGGGCACCUGUCCAAUGUGUCGGGACGCAGCUCCCACGCCACGACGCCCCAGCAGACGCCGCUGCAGGAGAUGCCUGUGCCCCAAGCCGCCCAAGGUCUCCAGGGUCUGCAAGGCCAAGGCCACGGCCAAGGCCACGGCCAAGGCCACGCGGCCCCGGCGCGCCGCCCCCGCGAGUGGCUGGGGGCGGAGGCGGAGGCAGCGGCCCUGCAGCACCACCUCACCAUCGGGCCGCACGGCGGCGCGGACUGGGUGAGGCGCCUCGCCCUGGACGGCCCCGCACGGAAGUCCAGCGAACCCGAGGCCCGGCGCAGCACUGACUGUCUCGCGUCGGCCGGAAAGGAGUUGGCUGCAUCUUCUGACUCUGAUCUACUGAAAUCGGCACCUCCAUGGACUGCAGCGUACCUGAAACCGAAAUUGCGCCUUUCUCCAGAAAAAGACCAGUCUUUCUCUGAUAGCAGCCACACAGCUUCCAGCCAGGAAGUGGAAGAGACAGCUCAAGCUUCAACAGGAGCUGUACCCAAAACAGAUUUAGAUCCUGCCAAGAAACAACGAGUCAAACAAAGUCUGAUGAAGAGAGCGAGAACAGUUGCAAUGUUCUCUCUGAAGCUGAAAGAGAGACGAGCCCGGGAAGCUCAAGAGCAGUCAGUGAAGAAAGCGGAGCAGAAAGCUGAGCAAAAAGCAAUGGAACAAAUGCUGCACCCAAACCGACAGCCUGGUGGGGAACUUGGCUGUAUUCCAUUGGAAAAACUCAUAUCGGUUGAGGAUGUUGCUGUUGAUCUUCAACGGCGUAAGAACCAUAACCAUUAAUGUGAUAUUCUUCAUCCUUUGAUUUUUAUUAUUGUAUGGACACAAUUUUCUGCACACGCUUUUUAAGACUGUAAUUUAGCAUAGACAAGCUUAAUGUAACAUUCUAUAUGAAAGAAUUACUACAAGGUAUGCACCAGGAAUCAAUUACCUUCUGCAAAAUAUUUGAUGAUGCAUUACAAUGUGCCUUAUGAUGUUUAGUUUUGUCCCAAAUUUUAGGUGCUUCUCUAUCUAAAACAUAGGUUAAGGAAAGCUCCUUCAUUAAAUCCGUUCUUAAAGUGCAUUCCAUUGCACUCUGACUCAUUGAUGGUAAAUGAUAUUCCUGCUUAUGAAUGGCGUUUGUUUGCCAUGUUAUUCACACUUCCCUUUUAUGGCUUUUCAUAACUCACGUGUGGUUGUAGUAUCUUCAAUUUUCAGUGAGGAUCAUAAUCUGUCUGUGAAAGGAAUCCAUGAACUAUCAAUCCGUCCGGUUUCCUACCUUACACCCUUAAGAAUCUUGUUCUGAAGAAGCUCCUCUUGUUAUCAUGUUUUACUCUUAAUCUCUAGAGAUUUAUUGGCUUUCUGUUUGCCUAGAACUUUGAUGUGGUUAUUGGUGCUGUUUUCAUGUGUUGCCAUUGACUGGAAAUUUUAGUUAGGAUUAUUUAUGUUUUGUAGUUUCUAUUUAUAUUAUGUCUUUAUGUCUUCAUGAAGCAGAGGUCAUACUUUUGUAUUUCUUAAAGUGCGUAGAUUGGAGGUGAAAUGCCACUUCCAAAACUGUUUAAUUAACAAAAAGUAUGUAAAAAGAAAGUACAAAAAAAAAAGACAAGUGGUGGUAGUAAUUUUCUGCUCACUAUUAAACUGCUAUUGGAAUGUGAUAGUUACAUUUGACUGAGGCUUUUAGGAGUCGUACAUCCUGCGGCUUUGGCCUUUGUGUGUUGCUUGUUCAUUAUAUUUUUAUUAAUGUUAUGGUCUAUUGAUUUCCCUCUCAUUGAUCUCUAUUUUUACAUCUGUUUUAUUUCUCUCUCUCUCUCUCUCCUUUUUUUUCUUCUCAAAUUGGCAGCUUUUAUCUGCUUUGAAUUGAGGCCUAACUAAUACAUGAAAUACCUAGUCAUUUGAUUGACACAUUUGCAUUCAUGAAAAUGUCUUUGUUUAUUUAUAGCACCCAAAGCCUCAUUUAGAUUGUAGGUAUUUAUGUUUUGUAUCAGAACAUGAGACCAAUGCAGUUGUCUUAUUACUUGUAUAAACUACUGUCAAAACUUCUCGCGUUGAGAAGUUUGUUGUCAAUCAUCUGAAAAAAGAAAAUUGUUGUAUGAAUUGCAGAAUCUAGUUUGAAAUAGAUCUAAAAUGAGUGUAAAGUCCCAACAGGGGCUCAUCCAUUUUUUUGCUUUUGAUGAAUUAUGUAACUGUGUUCCCUCUGUAAGAAGGCAUUGACGCAUCAGUUCUUUGAAAAUGCCCCUCCCCCCGGGCUUUUUGUAUGCUUUUCAUUCAAGUGAAAGUGAUUCUAACUUCCGGUACCCAAACUAAUAACAUGUCAAGUUUGUUAUUUGCUUCUUUUCUCUUUAUGAUCCACAAAGGUUGCCAUUUUAUCCUGACCAAAAUAAUCAUCAAAGCAAAUAAUGCCAUUUCAAACAAGUGGAAAUAAUUCCUUUGUAGACUGAGAUGCUGUUUUGAAGUACUUUUUAUUUUGUGUUGUGUGUGGAAGGGAACAGUCUAGUCCAGGCAAUAAUACCUUGUCAACUCAUCCCAACUGUAUUCAUAUUCAUGUGGGAGAAUCUUGUAAUUGUGCGUACAUUAAUUAGUGUUUUAAGGGAAGCCAACUAUCUAUGUUGUGAAGUGCGUCUUAGUCAUUGUACCAGCCAAGAGUUGGCAUUGUAAUUCUUUUUAAAACUUGUUGUAUGACCUGUCCAUGUGUAAUGUAUAUUCUAAACGCAUUUAUCCAGCCCAUUGUAGUUAGCUCAUUAAAUUUUAAGAUAGGUGCAUUUAUAUUAAUCUAAUUAAGAUAUAUAAGAGAGAGUCUGCAGUUUGACAAAGGGAAACAAUGAAGGGGGGCUGAUAGAGAAACAACUGCACAUUUUACUGAAAUAAUUUGUUCCAUGCACAAAAAAAUUUGAGUGCCUCCAUUUUGAGCCGAAUAAUAUGGGUCUGAGAAAAAUUUGCUUAUCGACUUAAUGCACACAGCUUUUAUUCAAUCUGUUGUGUCCUCAUUAAUAUGUUUGUACUUGGGUUUGAUAUGUCUGCCUCUGUGCAAUGUGCCGCUCAUGUACUGUUUGCAGUCCUGUAUGGCUUAGUACUGUUUAGCUUACAGUUUCUGAAGUUAAUUCGAAAUGUGCUUUUAGGGUCCAGUGACAAAUUAAGUGGUCUUCCAGCUAACGUGUCAAGUGCUGGAGCACCCAAAUUGGUUGUGCUGUUUAAAUGAUCUAUUUAAAAAACAAUGAACAAUUGAGUUACUUAUAUGGUUUAUGUAAUAUGCUGUUGCUGGACCACAGAAGUGCAAAAAAAUUAGUAUCAGCUUUAAAUAAAGUUUACCCUGAAACUA